Molecule: messenger RNA, 913 nt
Organism: Oncorhynchus nerka (sockeye salmon)
Lineage: Eukaryota; Metazoa; Chordata; Actinopteri; Salmoniformes; Salmonidae
Product: vascular endothelial growth factor receptor 3-like
Exons: 7
Biological process (GO): homophilic cell-cell adhesion
Cellular component (GO): plasma membrane
Source: RefSeq, a predicted model, not a curated record
AUGUAUGGAAAUGUCUGGAACAUUGGACGGAGUCGGAGGGAUCGUAAAGGGCGUAGCGACAGCGUCUCAGACUGUCAGAACUGGCAGGACCUGGACUCACAGAACACCGUUAAUAAAAUAGAAAACAUCGAGACGUCAGUCGAAGUGGUGGACGGGAGGCAGAAGAUAGUCAGCAGACUGGUGAUCCAGAACGCCAGUGUAUCAGUCAUGUAUAAAUGCUCUGCUAACAACAAAGUGGGUAAAGACCAGAAGCUGAUAUACUUCUAUGUGACCACAAUCCCAGAAGGGUUCAGUGUAGAGCUGGGUCCGUCUGAGGAACCUCUGGAGCAGGAGGAGGUGUCGCUAAGCUGCAUCGCUGACAACUACACCUACGAACAGCUCACCUGGUACAGACUGGACCCGCAGGCGCUGCAGGAUGAACGUGGUAAACCCCUGGAGCUGGACUGUCGUAGUGUCCACCUGUACGCUGACCGCCUGGAUGGACAACUGACCUAUCAGGAGCAGUCUAACAGCUGGGUCCUGGAGAUGACUAUAGCUAGCAUCACGCUACAGGAUGAAGGGAACUAUGUCUGUGAGGUUCAGAAUAGGAGGAGCCGAGAGAAACACUGUCUACGCAAAUACAUAUCGGUUAAAGCUCUAGAAGCCCCCUGGUACAGACACAACCCAGCCAAUCAAACAUUGAACGUCAGUGAGUCUCUCCUGAUGGAGUGUGAUGUCGUGGGAACUCCUUCACCACACCUCUCCUGGUUCAAAGACAACCAGCCCCUGCACCAAAUGUCAGGACUGCAGCUACAGGACGCCAACAGGACUUUGAGUAUCCAGCGUGUCAGAGAAGAGGACGCCGGUCUCUACACCUGCACCGCCUGUAAUCAGAGGGGCUGCGCCCACUCCUCCGCUGCCGUCACAGUGCUGG